Nelumbo nucifera (sacred lotus) is the source of this 3498-nucleotide messenger RNA. Its product is annotated as Tetratricopeptide repeat (TPR)-like superfamily protein. Lineage: Eukaryota; Viridiplantae; Streptophyta; Magnoliopsida; Proteales; Nelumbonaceae. Gene Ontology annotation, biological process: RNA modification. The record is from RefSeq and is a predicted model, not a curated record. Gene Ontology annotation, molecular function: RNA binding; protein binding.
GGAUGAAUCCUCGGCCCAACACAGAGAAAUCAGGUCAAAUUCUCAUCUAUGAGCUUCGAGGCACAGCCUAAAUCUCAAGCCCAUGGACGAAUUUUACCCAAAAAAAGUCCAUGGACAUAUCCCAGCCCAAUUACCCAUAGCUCAUAACCAUAAGACUGGGCCUUGGGCCCCUACUUUUCUUGCCCUCACAGGUUGGCAUUUCAGAGAUAAGAAGGAAAUUGUGAGGACAAGAAGUGAAAAAAUGGGAAGAAACCAGAUACACGAUUACACGUAGAGAUAUGGGAAGAAGAAGCUCAAGGAGGCCAACCAGAACCAUCAGCCAUGGCCUCAACCGUGCCUCUCUCCAUCCCAAGCUCUCCUCCGAGUCCGAGCUCUAGCAAAUUCCAUCACAACCAGAGCCAAUUAUCUUCAAGCUCAACAAUCUCAGCACUUCCCACCAAAACCCAACCACAAGAGAAACAAGUGCUGCCUUCCAAUCUCAAUGGAAACUCUCAGCUUCUUCUACAGCACCAAAGCUCUUUAAACCCAAAACAGAAAACCCCCACACUUCGGUCCCGUCUCAGCCAAUUAUGUCAGGAAGGCCGACUGGAGCUCGCUCGCCGCCUCUUCGACGCCGUUCCCCGACCCACCACCGUUCUUUGGAACACAAUCAUAAUUGGGUUCAUCUGCAAUGGCAUGCCGGAGGAAGCCCUCCGGUUCUAUGUCCGGAUGAAGAACACACGCGCCACAAGGUCUGAUUCUUAUACGUAUUCUUCCGCGCUUAAAGCGUGUGCCGAAACCAAGCAAUUGAAGUUCGGCAGAGCUGUACAUUGUCAGAUUCUUCGCUCUCAUUCUAAUCCCAGCGUAAUUGUUAAUAAUUCGCUUUUGAAUAUGUACGCUAAUUGUUUGAGCCCACCUAUUGAUAACUCGGCGGAACAUACGGGUCAGGGGGUCGUGGAAUUUUACAAGCUCGACUUAGUACAGAAGUUGUUUGAUAGAAUGCGUAAGAGAAACGUAGUGGCGUGGAAUACCUUCAUUGCAUGGUAUGUUAAAACGGGACGGUAUGUUGAAGCUAUAAGGCAAUUUAAGCUGAUGUUGAAAAUGGGAAUAAAACCAACUGUUGUUAGUUUCAUUAAUGUCUUCCCUGCAGUAGCAGGGAUUGGAGAUAAAAAGAACUCUGAUGUUCUCUAUGGUUCACUUGUUAAAAUGGGUAAUGGGUAUGUUGAUGAUCUGUUUGCUGUUAGUUCAGCAAUUUUCAUGUAUUCAGAGCUUGCUGACAUGAAUUCUGCAAGGCGGGUUUUUGAUUUGUCUAUAGAGAAAAACACAGAAGUUUGGAACACUAUGAUUGACGGGUAUGUUCAGAAUGAUUAUCCCCUUGAAGGCCUCAAUCUUUUCCUUCAGGUUUUAGAGAUGGAUCAGAUUGUGCCUGAUAGUGUAACUUUUCUCUCUGCUCUUACAGCAGCAUCGCAAUUGCAACGGCUUGAUUUUGGGCAACAGAUUCAUGCUUUUGUGAUUAAGAAUUCAAUGGCACAUUCUAUUAUUAUUUCAAAUGCAUUAAUUGUUAUGUAUUCAAGGUGUGAUUCCAUUGAAUCUGCCUUCAAAGUCUUUGAGAAGAUGUCAGAGAAGAGAGAUCUUGUUUCGUGGAAUACCAUGGUUUCUUCUUUUGUACAGAAUGGGUUUGAUGAUGAAGGAUUGACACUGGUAUAUGAGAUGCAGAAGCAAGGGUUCCUGAUUGAUUAUAUAACUGCAACAGCUUUGCUUUCAGCAGCAUCAAAUGUCAAGAAUGGAGAAAUUGGAAAGCAGACUCAUGCUUACCUCUUCAGACAUGGGAUUCAAUUCGAAGGAAUGGACAGUUACCUGAUAGAUAUGUAUGCCAAGUCGGGUCUGAUCAACAAUGCAAAACGCCUUUUUGAGUAUAAUGAUGACACUAGAAAUAGGGAUCAAGUCACAUGGAAUGCCAUGAUCUCAGGUUAUGUGCAGAAUGGGUACAUCGAGCUUGGUAUUACUGUGCUCCGGCAGAUGCUCAAGCAAAAUGAGAUACCUAAUGCUGUUACAAUUGCAUCAAUCCUUCCUGCUUGUAAUUUAAUAGGAGGAAUCAGUCUGGGAAGGCAGCUCCAUGGAUUUGCCUUCCGCCACUUAGUGGACCAAAAUGUAUUUGUUGGCACUGCUCUUAUAGACAUGUAUUCAAAAUGUGGCGCCAUUGAUUAUGCUGAAAAAGUGUUUGCUAGCCUACAUGAGAAAAAUUCAGUCACAUGCACUACCAUGAUACUAGGCUAUGGCCAACAUGGACUGGGUUCAAAAGCUCUUUCUCUGUUUCAGUCAAUGUGUCACUCUGGCAUGAAACCUGAUGCAAUCACUUUUGUUGCAAUUUUGUCAGCAUGCAGUUAUGCAGGCUUUGUUGAUGAAGGUCUCCAGAUAUUUGAAUCAAUGGAGAGGGAGCAUAUGAUUCAGCCUACAACUGAACACUAUUGUUGUUUUGUUGACAUGUUAGGGAGGGCAGGAAGAGUGGAGGAAGCUUACGAGUUUGUCAAGGAACUAGGAAAUGAGGGUAACGUGAUCGGAAUUUGGGGGUCACUUCUAGGAGCUUGUAGGAUUCAUGGAAAAUUUGAAUUGGGCAAAGUAAUUGCUGCAAAGCUGCUUGAAAUGGAGAAAGAGAAUGGCAUGGCUGGCUAUCAUGUUUUGUUGUCAAAUAUAUAUGCUGAGGAGGGGAAGUGGGAGGAUGUUGAUGAAGUGCGGAAGAGUAUGAAAGAGAAGGGUUUGAGGAAGGAGGCUGGUUGCAGUUGGAUUGAGGUUGGUGGUGUUGUGAACAGGUUCAUGUCUAGGGAUCAAAAUCACUCUCAGUCUGGUGCUAUAUAUGCAAAGUUGGAAGAAUUGUCUGAGGAGAUGAAGAUUGCUGGUUAUAGACCUUCUCUCAUUUGUAAUAUGGGCAGUAUUUCUGAAUCUGAUGACUGAACCAAGGGCGUAUUGGUAAAUUUUGAUGGCAAUUGCAAUAACAGAUGGGAAUAAUUAAAUUCUUGGUUUAAUGAGCUACAGGAUGAUGACCUCUACCAGAUGGAUUGGUAAUGGAUAGUAUGAGUUUGAGCAUCGGGUUUGAGCUGGUAUCGUAUGUUGGUUGUCAUACAUGCAGGAUGGUUGAUCCAACUCAGGUUUCUGCAGGCUAAUGGCUAUAUCAAUGGCUAUCGUUUUUUAGAAGGGGAAGUUAGACAAAUCCGUUUCCACAAUUCACUUAGUGACCGACCAUUGCAGGUUGUUGUACAUGAUAGAUGGUUGAUCAAACAUGGAAGGGGAGGAAAUGGACUUAUUGUUGAAGCUAGUCCAUGUGGAUGGUCUACUCUGCAAUAAGUUAUCUAGCAUUGGACAGCAAUGUCUGAAUGCUUCUUAGCAGUGAGGUGGGGUCUGCAACUAUUGACACUUAACUGGCAAUGCUAUGACCUAAAGCACUAUUUUGUUUAGCUGUGUUGUCAUCACACAGUCCAGUUUUUGUAUUGUGAUAAUGUGCAAGUACCAAUUUGAGGGUAA